Aspergillus puulaauensis is the source of this 861-nucleotide messenger RNA. Its product is annotated as fumarylacetoacetate hydrolase family protein. The record is from RefSeq and is a predicted model, not a curated record. Gene Ontology annotation, molecular function: catalytic activity. NCBI's taxonomy places the organism in Eukaryota, Fungi, Ascomycota, Eurotiomycetes, Eurotiales, Aspergillaceae. The transcript has 4 exons. The coding region runs from base 1 to 861 and encodes 286 amino acids.
AUGGCCCCAACUUGGACGCGACUUAUCCGGUUCAUUGCCGAGGAAGACGGACAGGCGCAUAUUGGCCAAGUCGAUGCGCGCCAAUUCCCAGAUGUCGGACUGUCUGUUGUCAAAGGGGAGCGAAUUGCGGUUCGAUUGAUCCAGGGGUCCAUCUUCGACGGAGUUGUUACUGAGAAGCAAUUGCACGUUGCCCGGCUUCUAGCCCCAAUUGAAAUGCAAGACGUCCCAAUCAUUCGAUGCAUGGGCCUCAACUAUCGCGACCACGCGCGAGAAGCCAACAUGCCCAUCCCCGACGUGCCGGUGCUGUUUGUCAAGCCGCGAACAGCAAUUAAUGGCCCAUACCCAGCAAAGAUCAACGUGCCCAAGAUCGCGCAGGAUGGCUCGAGCGACUACGAGGCGGAGCUGUCAGUUAUCCUGUCCAAGACAGGCCGUGACAUCCCCGAGUCCGAAGCCAUGAACUACGUGUUGGGCUAUACGUGCAGCAACGACGUGAGCGCGCGCACGCAGCAGUUUAAAAAUAGCCAAUGGAGCUUUUCGAAGGGACUCGAUGGCUCGUGUCCGCUGGGCCCAGUGCUGGUGGCUCCCUCAGAAGUCGAUCCGCAUCAGUUGGAUAUCAAGGCCAUUCACAACGGGGCAGUUGUUCAGGAUUCAAACACACGAGAAAUGAUCUUCGACAUCCCCAAGACGAUCGCGUUUCUGUCGCAGGGGACAACGCUGGAGAAGGGGACCGUCAUUAUGACCGGGACUGGGCCAGGAAUUGGGGCAAUGCGCAGCCCAAAGGUGGUUUUGCAGGACGGCGACGACAUGAGGGUUGAGAUUAAGGGCAUUGGCACGCUGUGCAACCAAGUGUACUACGAGUAG